Cyphomyrmex costatus is the source of this 3262-nucleotide messenger RNA. RefSeq lists its product as uncharacterized. NCBI's taxonomy places the organism in Eukaryota, Metazoa, Arthropoda, Insecta, Hymenoptera, Formicidae. The transcript is spliced from 12 exons. The record is from RefSeq and is a predicted model, not a curated record. The coding region runs from base 225 to 3200 and encodes 991 amino acids.
GACUUUCGCUCCAACGUUUAAAUUUACCGACGUCUAAAAGAAAAAGUAAUCAUUUAUUAGAUUUUCGAGGAAAAUGGCCGAAAGAGGAUUCAAAGCUAAAACCGUUCAGAUUUUGUUGUUCUCUGGAUCGUUUCGAUCCUCUUUCGCGAUACAAUCAACGAAAACCGCCUUUCAAAUCUUCAUUAACAGCAAUAACUUCUGUAAACGAGUGUCCAGUGGCUAAAAUGCAAAUGAAAUUUUCCAUGUCCCGAUUUUUUCGGGAGAAGAAAAAACCGGCCAAAACAAGAACGUCAGAUGUAGGGGAACAGCAACGACUAUUAAAGAAUGGUGAAUUAAGUUAUUUCCAGAUUAGUAGAAAUAAUCGCUUUAUAAGGCAGUAUCUAGAAGAUGAAAUUGCAUUGGCAAAGGAUAUCUUCUGGGCAGAAAAACAAAAAAUUCAUAAAGAGACAAGCAACAAGGCGAUAAAAAUAGCAAGGAAGAAAAGUAAGAAACACUUACUAAAAUUAAAGAAAUAUCCACGAUGGUACCAAGAUUUUUCCCCGGAUCAAAUGAAACAUAUAAUGAAACUGGAAAAUGUAAUGCUCACCGAUUACGAAGAGACAAAGACAAAUGGCACGCAGACGACACUAAUAGCUAUUGGCGUUACUUCAACGUUGUUCAAAUUGAAGCCGAGUACAAUAAAAGAGUUAUAUAAAUCGUGCAAAUUGAAUAGCGUCGAUUUUCUACGAGAAAUUUAUAGAAUCUUAACGGGAAAUGAUUUUUGCGAAGAGGGAUAUAAGAAAGUUUACGAUUGUAAUGAGAGAAUAAUAUUGUCGGCUAUUGCAUUUUUAACACUGCCAGAAACGAUAAAAGAAUUACAUAAGAGAUUGCCAACAGUGAUUAUGCCAAAAUUACCACUAAAACCAAAAUUAAUAACAUGUCUGGCGAGACGAAAAGAUAGCUGUCCUUAUAAAGAAGAAUUGUUUAAACGUCCCGAUUGGACUGGUUAUCGAAACGCUUUGCAGAAGUGGCAAAAACAUUGUAAACUAACUGCAAUUCCGAAAAUAAUCUUACCACUAAAUAAAUAUGACCCGUUUUUUAUGAAUAAUAGAUCAGAGUUUAAAAAGCAGAGGAAAAAUAUUUCCACUGAACAUCUCGAAGAGAUCAGUACAAAAGAGUUGCAAACAAUCUCCCCAACUAUGUAUGAGAAAGAUUCCUCAAGAGAGAGACCUUUAGAAUCGACAAAUUUCAAUAUUCUUCAACCUCCAGACGAUAGUAAAAAAUCUAGUUUCAGAAUUCUUAGCAAAAAACCAGAAACCGCUGAAUACAAAAUUUAUGGUCCGCCGAAACCAUCAGGAGCAGGUAAAAAAUCUUGGCUGGGAAAGAAGGACGCUCAUUAUAUAAUAGCUGGAAUAUCCACCAAAGAUUCACAUAGUUAUCCUGUAACUUACGAGAACGCAGGUGUGGCCAAUGUAACACCCAGCAAUAGUGACGAAAAAUUCUUCGCAGUGCUGAAAUUCGGCGAUCAGACUAAAAAGAUUUUUCCCAGUGGUAGAGAAAAUCUGUCAAUAAAGUGGCAAGAGUGGCUACAAAACGCUAAUGAAAGUUAUAAACAAUUGGAGGAAGAAACUGAUGAGUUAAUCAAGAAUGUACAAGCAACUAUAAAAUCAGCAUUUCCUGGACCUUUUUGCGAUAGUUGCUGCUCGUGCCGACAGACUAGAAAAUUUGAAGAACAGUUGCAACAAAGCAAAAUUAACAAGGCGUUAAUUGAUGGAGAGAAAAAUUUAUAUAUCACAAAUUCGAUGGCGAUGCAAUCUUCAGGACCAAAUCCAACAGAUGUAUCAAUUAAUCUAGUUGUUGAGGAUGAGAUUAGAACAAACAUACUUCAUCCUAUUAAAAAUGUUCCACCCUGUUCAUGUCCUAUUCAGCAAAUGGUUGAUAAGGAUGUUAGUCUAUGUAUAAGUAAGGAAAUUAUUCCUUGGACAAAGGAAGGAUUGUGCCCUGGAAAGAAGUACAGACCUAAGGAGCCAGGUGCAUAUUCUUGCAAGAUGUAUCCUGGAGAUGAAUUCUGUAAGUAUAAUCCUUUCACGAAAGAAAUAAUGAAGAUGGAAAGAAGAAAAAUACAAAAAGAAAAAGAAAAAGAAGGUGAAGAAGAAAGAGUAAAAGAAAAGACAAAACUUAUUGAAGCGGUUAAGAAGGAGAUUCAAGUUCCAGAAACAGACAUUAUAGAAAAAAAGAUAGAUAAAUUUAUUCCUGAUCCUGAUUAUCCUGCUUAUGAUAAUCCUUGGAAUAUAUCACGAACUGCGCCCCCGGCAAAAAUAAUUAAAACGGAUUAUGAAGCAACCUUGAAGUUGACAUCUCCAGAAUGGCCUACAACUUCUUAUUUGCCAUUAAAAAUGCAAGAAAACCAAAAUAAUAUAUUUUCAAAAGAAUUAAGUCAUACAAGUGUUAAGAAGGAAACGUCCAAAGUAAUAAUGGGAUUACAAUCAUUUAAUAAGAUGACUAGCAGCAAAAUAGGACAUCGAAGAGAUGUAUCACAUAAGGAAACUACUGAUAAAAUAAUUAGUAAAAAUAAAUAUUCUGAGGAAAUUAUUGACGAGAUCGAUUAUCAGCAAAAUGAAUCACAUAAACAAAUCAAAAAGACAAAAGAAAACAUUGACGAUAAAAGUCAUCGAAUAAAUGGCGAUAAGAAAUAUGUAAACAAAUUUAAUCAACUUAUAGCGAUAAUAAAGGUCGAAUUGAAGAAAAUGGCUGCAGAAGGUUAUACAUUCGCCAAGUUACCAAAAUGUUAUCUAAUGCCGCAGCUUCAGGAUUGGGUCAUGUAUAGACAGGGUGUUGUUUUCUCGGAAACGGACAAAAAAAAUUUGAUGGAAAAGACACGUACCAUUUGGGACAUAACAAGUAGAAAAAUGCUUAAGGAUAUCGAGAAACCAUCGCUGCAUAUGACGAAACAUCAACUGAGGAGAUUGACCUUCGAUCAAGCCGAGAGAAUCAAGAAAAAGAUUGAAAAGAUCAAAGAGAUAUUUCACAGUGAAGUACGUAAGACACGUGUUGCUUAUGCUCGUACGAUGUGGAGUACCAUGGAAUAUGGAAAAUUUCCUUCUACGUCGUUCAAGAGAACUUUUUUCACAUAUAUGGCUAGCAAAGAAGCCGAUGGACACGUUUAUAAACCGUGGUUGCCUUCCGAAAUACGCAGAGAUCUCAAUUUCUGUUGCUACUAAUUGCGUUGAUUAAUUUAAUUACUGCUUAUUUGAUAUAUACACUUAGUUUAAUAUAGUUAAAA